Molecule: messenger RNA, 3802 nt
Organism: Saccostrea cuccullata (small rock oyster)
Lineage: Eukaryota; Metazoa; Mollusca; Bivalvia; Ostreida; Ostreidae
Product: transmembrane channel-like protein 3
Exons: 32
Coding region: 12-3617 (1201 amino acids)
Biological process (GO): glycolytic process
Cellular component (GO): phosphopyruvate hydratase complex; membrane
Molecular function (GO): phosphopyruvate hydratase activity; magnesium ion binding
Source: RefSeq, a predicted model, not a curated record
ACAUAUCCAUUAUGCCAGUCUCAAAAGUUUUGGCCCGUCAAAUUUUUGACAGUAGAGGCAACCCUACAGUGGAGGUAGAUGUUACAACAGAAAAAGGAAUGUUCCGAGCAGCUGUUCCCAGUGGGGCGUCGACCGGUAUUUACGAGGCUCUGGAAAUGAGAGAUAAGGACCCCAAGUUUUACCACGGGAAAGGUGUUUCAAAUGCUAUCAAUAAUGUGAAUAACGUUAUUGCACCUGCCCUUAUCAAAUCUGGUUUAGAUGAAGCCGACCAGACAGCGGUGGAUACAUUCUUGUUAGGUCUGGAUGGAACUGAAAACAAAAGUAAAUUGGGGGCAAAUGCCAUUCUGGGUGUUUCCCUAGCUGUUUGUAAAGCUGGGGCUGCCAAAAAAGGAGUUCCCCUUUACCGCCACAUUGCUGAUCUUGCCGGAAACAAGGAGGUCAUUCUUCCCGUCCCAGCAUUCAAUGUCAUCAAUGGAGGCAGCCAUGCUGGUAACAAACUGGCCAUGCAGGAGUUCAUGAUUCUCCCAACAGGUGCCAGCUCUUUCAAGGAGGCCAUGAGAAUGGGAUCUGAGGUUUAUCACCAUCUGAAAGCAGUUAUAAAGAAAAAAUAUGGCCAAGAUGCCUGUAAUGUGGGAGAUGAGGGAGGUUUUGCUCCAAACAUUCAAGACAACAAGGAAGGUCUGGAUUUGUUGGUGGAGGCUAUUGAAAAGGCAGGGUACACUGGUAAAAUCAAAAUUGGCAUGGAUGUUGCAGCAUCAGAGUUCUGUAAGGAGGGGAAAUAUGACCUAGACUUUAAAAAUCCAAAGUCUAAUCCAGCUGAUUGGAUCACUUCUGACCAGUUGGCAGACAUAUACAGAGGCUUUGUUUCCAAUUAUCCUAUUGUGUCUAUUGAGGAUCCUUACGAUCAGGAUGAUUGGGAAGCCUACUCCAAACUAACAGCCUCGGUACAAAUCCAGAUAGUGGGAGAUGAUUUACUGGUCACAAAUCCCAAGCGAGUCCAGAAGGGUAUCGACAUCAAGGCGUGUAACUGUCUCCUGCUAAAGGUCAACCAGAUUGGCAGUGUCACGGAGUCAAUCCAGGCAUGGAAGAUGUCCAAGGAGAAUAACUGGGGAGUGAUGGUGUCCCACAGAAGUGGAGAGACAGAGGACACGUUUAUUGCAGAUCUGGUAGUCGGACUCUGUACCGGACAGAUUAAAACAGGUGCCCCUUGCCGAUCUGAACGUUUAGCCAAGUACAACCAGAUUCUCCGCAUUGAGGAGGAAUUAGGAGCAGGAGCCAAAUACGCCGGGGAAAAAUUCCGCUACCCGUACUUUUUCGUGAUUUUGGGGAGUAUGGAAUUCGAUGAAAACUCCCUUUUGUUUCAAAAGGGUCAAAAUAAGAGAAGAAAUUACGGAGUUAGGGAUGAGACUGUUGAUUUCAGCACGGAGGAGUACGAAUAUGACAAUUCUGCGUUCUCUGAAAAAUACGAAGAACUGGAAAAUGGCGGGAUAGAGGACUCCAACAGUGGUAGAAGUGUUGGAGAAAUUGAAUCCGCCUCUGAUAUUUUAUACCGGCUUCGCUAUGGAUUUCUCGACCCAGAUUUAGAUUCAGAACACCUGAUAUCAGAAUCCCAGGCUCGCCUGACGGGACAGGACAAACUGAAAUUCAAAGAGGACAUCCUGGAAGGGGUUAGGGAGGUGCCUCUGCCGAUGAAGCAAAAAUUAAGACUUCGACGAAUACUAACGACGGAUCAUGUCAAUAGACGAAGAGAACAAACUUCACAGAAGUACAUCAGCUCUAAAUCAAGGAAAAACAACACAGUCUUCUUACACCUAUGGGAAUCUUCCAUCACCAAAUUAACAGCGUACUUUGGCAGCACAGUGGCUUCCUACUUCACAUUUCUGAGGACUCUGUUUUUUCUGAACCUGUUAACCGGGAUAAUUUUAUUCUCAUUUACCGGCGUACCACAGAUUACAACUGGAGAGUUUUUACUGGACCAGAGGGAAAAUGGAAACAAAACGUUUGGACAUUUUGGAGAUCUGUCCUACAGUUUACUUUUCUAUGGGAUAUACAGAGAUCAGGUGGAUGGUUUCGACCUUCCAUUAUCCUACUUUUUGACCUGGGCAUCUGUGAAUCUUCUGACUGUUUUGUACCUUGCAUCAAGCAUGUACGUGCGAUAUAGAAAGAGCAAGCUGUCAGACACGGGCAGUGAUUUCCCGUUUACGUGGUCCACCCUCUGUUACUUUGAUUUCACUAUCAACACCAAGGACGGGGUCAAAGAUCAUCUGACAGCAUUCUGUACACACUUAAAAGAAAAGAUACGGGAAGAAAAGUCCUUAGAAGUAGUUGAUUGCCUAAAGAGACUUGGUAUGUACUUUGGUCGGCUGGUCAGUAACAUACUUGUGCUGGGGUUACUGGCAGGCAGUGGUUACCUGAUCUAUUAUGUCGCCGAGAAAGAAACGAGUCAAGAGGAUAUCGAUCUGGAUGACGAGCCAGAGGAUCUUGUACAGAAAAUCUACGAACGAUACAGGUUGGCGGUCAUUGUAGCCUUCCUGAAACUUUUUGUCCCAUUCAUUUUCGAACUCCUGGUGAAAAUAGAAAGUUAUCACCCUCGUACAGAAUUCAAAGUUACACUUGCAAGAACAACAUUCUUCUAUUACGCAAGUUUGGUCGUGUUUAUUGUUUCACUCACAAAGGAAGCGGAAUGUGCCGACGGACAAAACCCACAGACAAGCACAACACCAGGGAAAAACUCCCCAACUACCCUCCCCUCUACUGGUGCCACCGGAGCCACAAAUUCCUCCCCUGCACCUUCCAACGCUUCAUCUCUCGUCACCUACUGCUGCUGGGAGAAUGUGGUGGGGGAGGAGAUUUUUAAACUGAUCUUGGUGGAUCUAGGGGUGUGUAUCGCGGUCGGGCUACUCUUCCAUGUUGUAAAGGCCAUUUUCAUAAAAACCAGGACGUGCUGUUGCAAGAUUAACUACAGUGAGUUCGCGGUGACAUCUAACGUUCUGGAUCUGGUGUAUGGACAGGGCCUGGUGUGGCUGGCGCUGUAUUUCUCACCAUUAAUGGCGCUGGUAGCCACCGUCAAAUUGUUCAUUGUAUUUUACUUCCGCUAUUUUGUGGCACGCUUUGCCAACAUUCCGCCCAAAAAAAUGUUCCGGGCAUCCCGAUCUGGCAACUUCUACCUGUUUCUGUUACUGCUGACGUGGAUGCUAUGUUUCAUCCCAGUGGUCUAUGUUCUCAUCGAGAAGACGCCAUCUUGGUACUGCGGUCCUUUUGCGGAGAAAGACAGGGCCUACAAAGUGAUAGAUCUGUUUGACUCAUUGAAUGACCUUCCCAGCUGGCUGGACUGGGUCAAGGACGCCAUAGACUAUAUUGCCACGGCCAUUGUGAUUGUUCCAAUCAUAGUGGUGCUAAUUCUCCUUGUACUUUAUUAUCGUGUGAAAUCCAGCUCUUAUAAUGCAUUGAUUCAAGAACUCCGCAAACAGCUAGUAUUUGAAAGAAAAAUUGAAAGAAAGAAGGUAUAUGCCAGGGCCUUAUCUGCACCAGCCUUUGGCAGCCUUGGGAAAGCCAGUGGAUCUGCUGUCACCGGUGAAAUGUCAAGGAAAACCAGUGUAUCUACCAUUACUGCUUAAAACGCACCAAUGAUCACGACAAAUAUACACUUUCCAAAUUUCCUGACACUGAAGAGUUCAAUAAAAUAUCAGACUUAUUUAUCAGAUCAGCAAAGGAAAUUCUUUGCACAUUGUUUACUUUGUGUGGAAUGCAAUUCAUCUUGUAGUUCUAUGUUAAUUUAUAUAAAAUUCAAUUAUACAUCUUA